Molecule: messenger RNA, 504 nt
Organism: Mycotypha africana
Lineage: Eukaryota; Fungi; Mucoromycota; Mucoromycetes; Mucorales; Mycotyphaceae
Product: NADH-ubiquinone oxidoreductase complex I, 21 kDa subunit-domain-containing protein
Exons: 4
Coding region: 1-504 (167 amino acids)
Source: RefSeq, a predicted model, not a curated record
AUGCCUAUUAAAGAGCUCGAUACACCUUAUCCAGUUAUUGAUACAGAUCCUCAUUUCCGUCGUGUUGUUCGAUACAUGAGACCAACUGACUAUGCAGCAUGGGCGGCUGGUACUGCAGCAGCUCCUGCUUUAUUAUAUGGAAUGGAGAAAAUGGAUCCUGCUGGGCCCAUUCGUAACUUACGUGUCCCUCUUAAAAUUGCCACCGUCAUUGGUGCAUUUGGUGGUUUCUUGUUAGCUUAUCAAAAUAGUAGUCUCCGUUUCUGGGGUUGGAAAGAAAAUGCCGUCGAAGUUGAGAAAGAUAAGGCUGAAAUGUCUCAACUGAUUGCAGAAGGAAAACGUAUUUAUGGUGAGAGUUAUAUGCCUGAACAUAUUCAGGACACUGCUGCAAGAGUUUCGAGAUUUUCACAAUUGAAAUUUGGUAUUAUGCCAUGGUUUAACUUCAGUAAUCACAGCAAUCAUGGUGUCGAUCUUUCAAAAUAUGCAACCACCACCAAAAAUGAGUAG